AAAUCAAAGUCAGGAAGGCCGUCGACCACUGCUUAAAUAUGUUGUCGUCCUCCAUACAGGAUUUCGCUUUAGAGUGUCACGGUUGUCACAAUGUGACGUACGAAUAAACCCCUCUGUCCCGAACGAGAUGGAUCAUCAUCACCGACGAUAGAAUUUUACCCCAUUAACAUUAACUACCAUGGUCUCCUCUUCAGAACACAUACAGCGUAGUAAUGGCAGUACUUCAGACAACGGUGAAGACUCACCUCUGUCUCAGCUUUUGUUUGUCUCCACCACCGUCCUGCAGCAAGCCGUUGACCUCGUGGAGAACGUCCUCACCACCGACGACCAGCUCACAACUCAGUCCAAAUUUUUGCCUGGUUCCACAAUAGGUAGACAUCUGCGGCACGCUCGCGACCACUUCGUUUUGCUCGUCGACUGUAUCGCUGAACCAGAACCUCACAUUCUAUCCUAUGACACUCGUUCUCGCAAUACGCCCAUGGAAACAAGUCUUGGUAGUGCAAGAGACUCGUUGAAAGAUGCAAUAUCGCGACUUGAGGACAUCGUACCUAAAACCAGCCUGGAACAACCUAUGACUCUCAACGCCGUCACUCCCUUCAUGCAAACACUCGAAACUACAUUUGGAAGAGAGCUAUGGUUCGCGAGUUUGCAUGCCGUUCAUCAUUGGUCAAUGGUCCGUGUCAUAGCUGGAGAAAUGGAUAUAACUUUGCAAGAUAGCUUUGGUUUUGCUCCAUCGACGCUGAUGUACAAAGGAACCGAUGUUCUUUCUGGCAAGGCAAAAAUAUGAACUUGAGUGAUGCCUUCGUAUAUGUUGUUACCUUAAAAUAUAUGUCUCUCGCACAAUACAAUUUGCAUCAUGUUUCGUUUCUUUCUUCGUUUCAGUGGACAAGUCCAUUUAAAUUAUGGGUACAUAGAUUUAAAAUCGCUCAAACUUUACCAAGUCUGCUAAUUUCACUCAGAGAAAUACCCAGAGACAUCUCUUGACAGUUGUCCCCCAAAUUGAUCCUCAGGUUGAAUGAUAUACAUCACAGGUGUCAAAUAUAACAAGGUUUUAUAUUAUCUGGUUAUCUGGUUC
This is a messenger RNA of Serpula lacrymans var. lacrymans S7.9, 1075 nucleotides long. RefSeq lists its product as uncharacterized. Lineage: Eukaryota; Fungi; Basidiomycota; Agaricomycetes; Boletales; Serpulaceae. The record is from RefSeq and is a predicted model, not a curated record. The transcript is spliced from 6 exons. The coding region runs from base 179 to 787 and encodes 202 amino acids.